Molecule: messenger RNA, 1479 nt
Organism: Zasmidium cellare ATCC 36951
Lineage: Eukaryota; Fungi; Ascomycota; Dothideomycetes; Mycosphaerellales; Mycosphaerellaceae
Exons: 4
Coding region: 1-1479 (492 amino acids)
Molecular function (GO): oxidoreductase activity, acting on paired donors, with incorporation or reduction of molecular oxygen; monooxygenase activity; heme binding
Source: RefSeq, a predicted model, not a curated record
AUGAUGAUGUCGUUGCUCUUCAUGUGGCAGUCAAGUCUGCUCGCCGUCGGAAUAUACUUCAUUUGCAAACUCUACAAAAUCAUCACCAGCCCUCUUACCUCCAUCCCCGGCCCAUGGUACACGCACUUCACAAACCUCAUCCUCCGAUACCACACCCUAACCGGCCAACGAAUCUUCUACAUCCACUCUCUGCACCACCGCCACGGCCCCAUCGUGCGAAUCUCCCCCAACGAAGUCGACGUAAGCGACCUCGCCGCCUUCGCAGAGGUCCACCGCAUCGGAAGCGGAUUCACGAAAUCGGAAUGGUACGACCGCGCCACGUACGGGAUCCAGGGCAACGUCUUCGUCAUGACGGAUGUCAAGGCGCAUGCGGAGCGGAGGAGGUUGUUGGCGCGGCCGUUCUCCAAGUCUUCGCUGGUGGCGAAUUUUCAUGGCGUGGUGGGGGAGCGGGCGAGGAGGGCGGUGGGGGAGAUUAGGCGGGAGGUUGUUGGAGGGACGGGGGAGGCGGAUGUGAUGAAGUGGUGGACGUUGAUGGCGACGGAUGUGGUGGCGCGGGUGGUGUUUGGGGAGGAGUUGGGGUUGGUGGAGGCGGGGGAGAAAACGGACUACAUCAACGAUCUCGAACUGGCAACCCAAGCCUGGGGCCUGCGCGGAGAGGAACCUCUUCUCUACCACGUCAUGCGACUCGUAGCACCCCAAACGAUUCGCCACUUCGACACCUCCAUCAAGAACGUCGUGACCUACGGCACAGCGGCAGCAGCAAGAGCCAAACACCGCGAUCUCCAAAAGCAAAACGUCCUCAACGAGAUGAUCUCGCUCAGCAAGGAGGGGAAAUCGAACUUGACAGACUCCGCCAUUGGAGCGCAGGCUUCAGCCUUGAUCGUCGCCGGCUCGGGCACCACGGCCGUCACGCUGACAUACGCCGUCUGGGCCAUCGUCAAGCAUCCACAGGUGAGGGCGAAGCUCGAGGAGGAAGUCUCCAAAAUCCCCGCGGAUUACAACGAUGCGACUCUGGAGUCUCUGCCGUAUCUGAAGGCUGUCAUCACAGAAGUCUUGCGCUUGUACGGGUCAGCACCGGGGUCUCUGCCACGAAGAACGCCCGAAGGAGGAAUCGCGGUGACCGGCUACUUCGUGCCCGCCGGAGUCACAGUGACGACGCAAAUUUACACGAUCCAUCGCGACGCUGAGAUCUUUCCGGAUCCAGACAAAUUCGACCCCUCGAGAUUCUACAAUCGAAGCUUGUCAGCAGACGAACGACGGGCGUUGGCACCCUUCGGAGGCGGGACUCGCCUCUGUCUGGGUAUACACCUCGCUGAGAUGGAGCUUCGACACGGCUUGGCGGAGUUCUUCCGUGAGUGUCGAGAUGUCGAGCUCUCAGGCUGGACGACCCCUGAGUCGAUGGAGAUGGAUAAUUAUUUCCUGAUUAUCCCGAAGAGUAAGCGGUGUUUGGUACGGCGGAAGGACGAAAAGAAUAUGUAG